UUUCUAAUUGCAUUUUUGUUGUUGUAUAGAAUGAAGACAUACUGGUUACAUGAAUAACAAAAAGCUCGUGGCUCCUGAUUCCAUCAGUUUCCCCUCUGUUGUUCCCAGAGUCGUCUCUGCACCUCAGUAAACGCGUCACUGAGCUGCCCAUUGUGGCAGAAAAAACCGGAUUUAAAGUCCUCCACUUCAAAAGCACCGCGAGACCCGCCCCCUUCGUGCGCCGUGACGUCACCGUGCACCGUGACCCUCUUGCGCCGCUCCGCCCGGAUCUCCAUCAGCAGACGCUCAACUCCUAUGAACUCAACAGAAAGGAGCGUCACAAACUACUGAACCUUCUAUUUUCUACACAAAUGAUAAUUGAAUUUUUUUUUUGAAAGAUUCGUGGACAUGUCUUCCUCCAGCACGUGCAGAUACAGCUAUGACGAGUACAAAAAGACAGCAGACUGGCUGCUGGAUCAGACAAAGCAGCGCCCCACAGUGGCCAUCAUCUGCGGUUCAGGUCUGGGUGGUCUGGCUGACCUGUUAGAAGACAAGGAAGUAUUUCCAUAUGCGGACAUACCACUUUUCCCCACCAGCACUGUGCCAGGCCAUGCCGGUCAGCUGGUGUUUGGAAAGAUGCAGGGCCGCGUGUGUGUGUGUAUGCAGGGGCGAUUUCACUUCUACGAGGGCUACGACAUACAAAAGGUGACGUACCCAGUGCGAGUGUUUUUCAUGCUCGGCGUGAAAACCCUGAUUGUGACAAAUGCAGCCGGUGGACUCAAUGGCAGCUACUGCGUUGGAGACAUCAUGCUCAUUAAGGAUCACAUCAACAUGCCCGGUUUCUCGGGGCAGAAUCCACUUUGUGGCCACAACGAUGAGAGGUUCGGAACGCGCUUCCCAUGCAUGUCAGACGCAUACGACCGUGACAUGAGGGCUCUGGCCAAGCAGAUUGCAGAGGAGCAGGGCUGCGGCGGCUUCCUGCGGGAAGGAGUUUACUGCAUGCUGGCCGGUCCGACAUAUGAGACCAUUGCAGAGUCCAGGUUUCUGCAGACCCUGGGGGCUGACGCCGUCGGCAUGAGCACAGUCCCAGAAGUGGUGGUGGCUCGUCACUGUGGCUUGAACGUCCUGGGUGUUUCCCUCAUCACCAACAUGGCUGUGAUGGAUUACGAGAGCACAGUGAAAGCAAACCACGCAGAGGUGCUGGAGACCACCCAACACCGAACCCACGACCUGGAGAGGCUCGUCAGCAACCUCAUCACCAAGAUCUAGAAACAUCUAUAAACAUGCACGCACAUAAUCCAGGCUUUGCACAAAAUGAUUAGUGACAGGUUUAUCAAAGGUUUGAAUGAAGUAUAAAGGGAAAUGGGUUAUUGUUUAUUACUGGGUAAUUAUUGUGUUUUUAAGUUGCUUUAAAGGUACAGGGAAGAGUAAAAAAAAGUAUAAUGUUAUAAUAUAUGGAAAUAAUAGCUGGUAACUGGCAUAGUAUUUGAUGAAUGUAAGCAUUGUUAUCACUGUAGGACUUUUGGGAGUAAGGAAUGUGUUAGAUCGAGUCCCCAUGAUUCACAUCCAUGGAGACAUUCAAUGUCCAGACUUUAGGUUAAAUGGUUUUAUCUGUAAACCAAUUCUACAUGGGGAAAUACAGAAGGUAGGUGUAGGUGAGAGACACAGUUCCAGAAUAAUUAACGUGGAGAGUAACAGUGACUAAAACUCGUCCCACAUGUUGUCUUUGAAGGCCAGUCUCAUUCUCGCAUCUGAUGUCGCUCGUCAGACUGAAUGCUGAUUUAUUCCCGGCAUUAAUUGCGCACUUAUCUUUUGAAAGCUAAUGCAGUACCACUAGAAAUGGAAGGGGGGAGCAGUGUAGCUAAUACUCCAAGCAAGGCAACCACAGUAUAAGAUAAUGAGGAAGACAUUUUUAACUUUUUGAGUUUUGAGUUGAGUUGUUUGCAACAACCUUGACAGUGUGGCUGCUCUUGCGGGUUUCUUAAAGGUCCAAGAGCAUCACAUACAAUUCUCUCUCUCCUGCGCUCUCUGCCAUUUCCUCUUCUGUCUUUGGUUGGUUUAUGCAUCGGGUUUAUAGAGGCGGGGGCUGUUCACAAAAAUGCAAAAAGCAAGUCCAUUCAGGCUGCUGUAAAAAAUAAAUUCGUGAAAACUUAAAAACUGAAAGCUAUUAAACACCAAAACAAACAUACCUGAGGGUAGUUUAUUCAAUGUCAGACCUUUAAAAGGUAGAUUAAUACAUCCUCCAUUGUCACCAUCAUCCUCCUCUUCCUCCUCCUCUGGUAUAGUAAAAUUAGUUUCAUUUUCUACAUACUGAAAAUUCCUCAGCUGCACCCCGAUCGUACCCUGGUACAUACAGUAGAACUGUAUCAGUUUUCUGAUGUUUCUAAGUUCCUCCAGAGGAAGCUUGCAUACCACUCCUGGUACACGUACCACCCUUUGAGAACCACAGCUGUAGACUAAACUUCAAGCGUCAGUUUUGCCUGUGGUUGGUGUGGUCAGAAGUGUCUGUCGCCUCCUGCACCUGCUGCACCUACACCUGACAGUGAUGUGACAGGUGCACGGACGGUCGGACACGCCCCCUCUGCAUCACUGCUUCACAGUGAGAAAUGAAAGCACCGCAGGGCAUCGAAAAACAAGACUAUCAGAGGCUGAUAAGUUGCUCUUAAAUAAUAAAUAGUGCCCGGGUGUGAAUCAUGAUGAGAUGUGAAAAGCCGGGGAAAGGAACAGAGGUGGAAGUAAAAGAUGUUGUCGAAUGGUAAAGGUUUUAAAAACCUAUGUUUGAAUCCCAUAUGUGCUGGAAGGAAAGCAGCCGUGGAUUUAUUCAUAUAUUUUAAGUGAAACAACUUGUAUAAUAGGGAGUUACAGAAUAUUGUAUUUUAGACAAAUUAGAUUAACUAAUGUAUUUAAUGGGGAUCUUUAAAAAAAAGGAAAUAUACGUAUAGAGAGAAAUAAUAUCUAAUAUUUUAAUCAAAUACUGAAAUCUAUUAUAAUCUGAACCCUGGGGUUUGCAGUUUUCAAUCUUCUCUGUUGAACUGGAAGCUCCUGUCAGGUUCCCCUGAACAUUUCAUCCAUUAGAGCUGGGGGAGUCAUUGAUCAGCAGUCUGCUUUGUGUCACGCAUAACAUCUAGAUGCCAAUAGAAGUCUUUAGGGAGGGGGGAUUCCACUCCGAGUGGAGCCUGCCAUCAUGGAAAUGUAAGAUCUGGAGCUGCUGUGUACAGUAAACAGAAAACUUAACAUUAAGAUGCUUUCAUUUGAUCAUUACUCAGGAUAUAAUCUCCAAAACAGCCUUGAAACCAUUGCUUUAGUACCACACUUGCCUUUUUUUGUGUAUGGGCACAACACCAGAUUUUGCAUUUCACUCCCACGUCAGCCUUCUGUUGUGUGUCUUGUAUGAGGUUUAAUCGUAGGUCGCAGGUCAUAAUCUUAUUACUUCCUCUGUCGGUUGUUUUCAUGUAAAAUGCUGCUGAAAUAAAUAAAUAAAUAAAU
Solea solea (common sole) is the source of this 3465-nucleotide messenger RNA. RefSeq names its product purine nucleoside phosphorylase 6 (gene pnp6). Gene Ontology annotation, molecular function: purine-nucleoside phosphorylase activity. NCBI's taxonomy places the organism in Eukaryota, Metazoa, Chordata, Actinopteri, Pleuronectiformes, Soleidae. Gene Ontology annotation, biological process: nucleoside metabolic process. Bases 388 to 1248 code for a protein of 286 amino acids. The transcript has 6 exons. Gene Ontology annotation, cellular component: cytoplasm. The record is from RefSeq and is a predicted model, not a curated record.